Messenger RNA from Dentiscutata heterogama, 335 nucleotides. The record is from the annotation of a GenBank genome assembly. Lineage: Eukaryota; Fungi; Glomeromycota; Glomeromycetes; Diversisporales; Gigasporaceae.
UUUUGUGGCUUACCAGUUUGUUUAAAAAUUUUCAUCGUAUAUCUUUAGAUUCAUUAUCAGACCUUUUAUCUGACACAGAGGGACGAAUAUCUAUGGUGUCAACUUCGGCACUAGAAUCAUCCGAUAAGGAAAGAGAUUAUAUAAUGAAGUUAAAACAUAUGGCUGAAAUGUUAAAUGAAAGUGAAUACCAAGUGCAGAAAUUAAUGGAACAAGAAAAGUUUUUGAAAGAAGAAAUAAGAAAAUUAGAUCGUUCAGAAAAACGGCAAAAUUUAAACGUGGAGUACUUAAAAAACGUUGUACUUAAAUUUUUUGAAACUAAUCCUGUGGAUCGUGAG